This is a messenger RNA of Gracilinanus agilis (Agile Gracile Mouse Opossum), 1369 nucleotides long. It is a transcript of the gene CASTOR2, whose product is annotated as cytosolic arginine sensor for mTORC1 subunit 2. The transcript is spliced from 9 exons. The record is from RefSeq and is a predicted model, not a curated record. The coding region runs from base 325 to 1314 and encodes 329 amino acids. Gene Ontology annotation, cellular component: cytosol. Lineage: Eukaryota; Metazoa; Chordata; Mammalia; Didelphimorphia; Didelphidae. Gene Ontology annotation, biological process: negative regulation of TORC1 signaling; cellular response to L-arginine.
CCAGCUGCUUUCUGCACUCGGGAGCUGCGCGGCUCCUCUGCCCCUCAACUCCUCCUGCGGCGGCUCCCAUCCACGGCUCGCUCUUUCUCUCCGCUGCCCGCGGCCGGGGCAGCCCGAGCAACUUCGGGGCGCUGCCUCGGCCUCUCCCCCCAGCCGCUGGGCUUCUCCCCCCGUGUCCCCCGGCCCGGGGAGCCGCACCGAAGCCCCCCCUCCACUCAGCCCCGCCGCCGGCGCCCCGCGGGGGGGAGGGGGGGCGCCACCGAAGGGAGUGAGCCCCCAGUCCGCCCCUCGGAUGAACUAACUCCCAAUGAGAAAGAGGAGAAGAUGGAGCUGCACAUCCUAGAGCACCGGUUGAGAGUGGCCAGCAUAGCCAAGGAGAGCGUGCCUCUGUUUACCUAUGGGCUCAUCAAACUCGCCUUCCUGUCGUCUAAGACCAGGUGCAAGUUCUUCAGCCUGACCGAGACGCCGGAGGACUACACCAUCAUCGUGGAUGAAGAGGGCUUCCUGGAGCUGCCAUCCUCAGAGCAACUGAGCGUGGCCGACGCGACGUGGCUCGCCUUGAACGUGGUGUCUGGCGGAGGAAGCUUCUCCAGCUCCCAGCCCAUCGGGGUGACCAAGAUUGCAAAGUCGGUCAUCGCCCCUCUGGCAGACCAGAACAUCUCGGUGUUCAUGCUUUCUACCUACCAAACAGACUUCAUCCUGGUACGUGAGCGGGACCUGCCCUUUGUCACACACACCUUGGCGGCCGAGUUCACCAUCCUUCAAGUCGUCAAUGGGGAGACGGUAGCAGCCGACAACUUGGGCAUUACCAACGGCUUUGUGAAACCCAAGAUGGUUCAGAGGCCGGUCAUUCACCCUCUCUCCAGCCCCAGUAACAUGUUUUGUGUCACCAGCCUGGACCCCGACACGCUGCCCGCCGUGGCCACACUCCUGAUGGAUGUCAUGUUUUACUCCAACGGAGUGAAGGAGGCCGUGGUAGGCAGUGAGGACUGCGGCCACAUCCGUUUCUUCUCCUUCUCCCUGAUCGAGGGCUACAUCUCCCUCGUGAUGGACGUCCAGACCCAGCAGAGGUUCCCAAAUAAUCUGUUGUUCACGAGCGCGUCCGGAGAACUCUGGAAGAUGGUGCGGAUCGGCGGGCAGCCCCUUGGCUUCGAUGAAUGCGGGAUCGUCGCUCAGAUCUCAGAACCGUUGGCGGCCGCGGACAUCCCAGCCUACUACAUCAGUACCUUCAAGUUUGACCACGCGCUGGUACCCGAAGAGAACAUCAAGGGUGUCAUCAAUGCCUUGAAAGUCAGCCAAGCGGAGAAGCAUUAGAAGCGCCCCUUUUCCCCCCAUUCUCCCCAGCUUCCCCCUUCCCCGUGUCCCCUCC